ACCUGGAAAUACCAGAGCCUGGGUGGGCUGGGAAUGGGAUGUGGGCAGACUCAGAGUGACUGCACGGACCCACAGGGAGGUAGGGCACCAUGGGUGUUUGCAGCUCCCAGAUCCAAUCCCGUGGCUUUCCUUUCAGCAUGUCCACAUCUUACCGCACACGGUUCUCUACAUGGCGGACUCGGAGACCUUCAUUGGUCUGGAGGAGUGUCAUGGCCACAAGAGAGCAAGGAAAAGGACAAGUAUGGAGACCGCCUUCGCACUUGAGAAGCUGUUUCCAAAGCAGUGCCAAGUCCUGGGCAUCGUGACCCCGGGAAUCGUAGUGACUCCAAUGGGAUCCGGCAGCAGUCGGCCGCAGGAGAUCGAGAUCGGAGAAUCUGGCUUUGCUCUGUUAUUUCCUCAAGUUGAAGGAAUAAAAAUACAGCCCUUUCAUUUUAUUAAGGAUCCAAAGAACUCACCUCUUGAAAGACAUCAACUCACUGAAGUAGGGCUCCUAGACAACCCUGAGCUCCGGGUGGUCCUGGUCUUCGGCUACAACUGCCACAAGGUGGGCGCCGCCAGCUACCUGCAGCGCGUGGUCGGCGCCUUCAGCGACACCAACAUCAUCCUGGCGGGGGGCCACGUGGACCGGCUCCUGUCCCUCACGCCCCACAAGAGCCCUCUGAGCAUCGACGCCUCCGGGGUGGUGGGACUGUCGUUCAGCGGGGCGCGAGUGCAGAGUGCCACGGUCCUCCUGGGCGAGGACGUGAACGAUGAGGCCGCGGCUGCGGCCGCCAUGCAGCGGCUGAAGGCGGCGCACAUCCCCGAGCACAACACUGUGGGCCUCAUGUUCGCCUGCGUGGGCCGCGGCUUCCAGUUCUACGGCGCCCGGGAGAACGUGGAGGCCGAUACUUUCCGCAGGUUCUUCCCUGGCGUGCCGCUCUUCGGCUUCUUCGGGAACGGCGAGAUCGGCUGCGACCGCAUUGUCACCGGCAACUUCACGUUGAGCAAGUGCAGUGGCGUGGCAGACACGGACUUGUUCCACAGCUACACCACCGUCAUGGCGCUCGUCCACCUGGGCUCGCCCAAGUGAGGGCACACGUGUGUGCAUGCGCCUGCCCUGUUCCAGUCCCUGCCCCAUCCCCAUCCCCGUCCCCAUCCCUGCUCCUGUCCCCAGAGGAUGAGACAUGGGCGCGUGAAUCCGUCUAUAGCGUGGAUCCAUGCUGUGAACUUGGGUGUUUUCAAUAUACCAGGGGCAGGACACUUUGUCACGCAGGCCGGGCGUGGCCACGCACAUGGUCUCCCUCCACGGGUGACAGGGGCCGCCCUGGCCUGCUGGACGAUCUCAGCACAAUCGUGAAGUUUUGUUUUUUGUUUUUUUUCCUCUCGAUAAAGGAGACAAAAAUGUACAGGUGGCUUGAGAAAUCGCUCUCCAUCUCCACCAGUUUUAUGCCACAAGCUGUAACAAAUAUUACUACUGAAUUUUUACUUGCUAGAAAUUAAAAGAAAUAUUUUUUGUUCU
Dipodomys ordii (Ord's kangaroo rat) is the source of this 1498-nucleotide messenger RNA. It is a transcript of the gene Fbxo22, whose product is annotated as F-box protein 22. The record is from RefSeq and is a predicted model, not a curated record. Gene Ontology annotation, biological process: positive regulation of proteasomal ubiquitin-dependent protein catabolic process; protein polyubiquitination; regulation of skeletal muscle fiber development. The transcript is spliced from 5 exons. The coding region runs from base 170 to 1069 and encodes 299 amino acids. NCBI's taxonomy places the organism in Eukaryota, Metazoa, Chordata, Mammalia, Rodentia, Heteromyidae.